AUGAAUAAGACUACUAUAGCUCAGCCGGCGAUCGCAGCAAUUCAGAUCGCGCUAGCCAGAACAUUGAUAUUGUACGGUAUCGUACUAUACAGUUAUGUGGGACAUUCGAUCGGAGAGAUUGCCGCGGCCCAUAUCUCUGGCGCAAUAAGCCUAGAGGAAGCUGUGGCCGUGAUCUAUUUUCGGUCUCAGAUUCAAAGUAAAGCCGCUGGGGAGGGCUCAAUGUUAGCCGUAAAGAUCUCAGGAAAAGAGGCUGACAAGUUACUUCAGCGCUUCCAGAUUGAUGAUGGAGUGGAGAUCGCAGGUUUCAAUGGCCCAAAAAUGACUACUCUUACAGGCAAGGUUACCGACCUGGAGGGAAUCGCAAACGACCUGGAAUACCGUAACAUAUUUGCUCGUUUUGUCAAAGUAGAUACCCCUUAUUACAGUCGCUUCAUGGAUCCGCUAAAAGACGAGCUUGUCACGGCCUUAUCUCCAAUUAGGGGGAAACGUACUGAAAUCAACCUCUACUCCACCGUUACAGCAUCCGUCGGGUCAGGGGCGCAUAUAAACGGGGAUUAUUGGUUUAGGAACAUACGGAACCCGGUUCGCUACGUAGAGACAGCUUCUAGAAUGAUUGAGGACGGCUUGAACUUUUUGGUAGAGGUCGGGCCGCACCCAGUGCUGAUCUCCGGAACCAAGGAUAUAGCAGAGGCUGCUAAACGGCAAAUCCACCUGUUUCCUGCAAUGGUCCGUAAGAAUGAUGUUGACCCACUCUCUUGUGUCGUCGGUUGUGCAUACGCAGUUGGCCUCCCUGCUCAUCUAUCAUCGUUCAAUGGUGGGGAUGGCCAUUUUAUUGACCUGCCGCUGUAUCCUUUUCAAAGACAAGAGUACUGGUUCGAGCAUCCCAAAUAUGAGCAGGCCCGGCUAGCAGAGUCACGUCAUCCAUUUAUGGGAGACUCGACCAGCCUGACUGAUGACGGACGGGGCGUGUUACAUCUUCGACUCAACACCGGCGUUUCACCAUUCCUAACGGAUCAUGUAGUCGAUGGAGCAAUUGUGUUCCCGAUGACUGGACAGGCUGAGAUGGCAUACCUGGCGGCAAGCAAAUAUCUGCCUCAUCAGAAGGUUUGGUUGGAGGAUAUUCAACUUGAGCAGCCCGUCGUUCUAGCGGCGCCAGAAGACUUUCCUACCCAGGUAAUGCUUGAAAUCACUAGUCCUGCCAAUGACUUCAUUAUAAGCACUAAACAGGCCAAUGCAAACCCGACAAAAACCGGGAAAGUCUGCACCCGAGCUCGGAUUAACGCGCGCGAUCAGCCACCCGAGACGAAUCCAGAAGCCCUGGAGAGCGUAAGGGUCCGUCUUCAGUCAGAGACUGAAGUUGACAUCAAAGCCUUCUACCAGACAGUCGAGCAGGCAGGCCUUCGCUAUAGAGAAGCAUUCCAAUGCAUCAAAAAGCUUUGGCGACUGGGCGAAGAAGUCUUCUCAAUGGUCGAGCUACCCUCUUCGUUGGCUGAAGAGGCAGUACGGUUUAAAAUGCAUCCGGCUUUGCUCGACGCUUGUCUUCAUACAGUGUUUGCUUAUCAAUACUACGUUUCCGACCCUAGCUAUAUGUAUUUACCCAGUUAUAUCGGAACGUUCGUCUUGAUGAAUGACUACCCUAUCAGAACGGCCUUCGCGCAUAUCCAGAUGCAUCGUCAUGACACUAAAGUCCUUGAGUGCGAAAUAUCGGUCUAUGGAGAGGGUGGUCAGCUCGUUGCGAAGCUGACUGGCUGCGUAUUGACGCGUCUCCAGGGCAAAUCAUCAUUUAGGGAGGUAGAAUACCAGGUACAAUUCUACCAAGAGAGAGAGAGGGAGGAGCGACUGAGCAAAGUAGAGGCGGACUAUAAAUAUGUCUUGCUGGUGGACCCAAUAGGCGAUCAGUUCCACUGGCUUGGAUCUGUGAUCCAAAAAACGUUUCCUAGUUCACGCGUUUACCAGAAGGAGUUGGAUGCACUGGAGGCCGCCUGGGAACCCGCUCAAUGGGGAUUCAAUUUAGAUCGGCGGGCACUCCUUGUCAUGCCGGCAUUAAUGUCGGGACUACCAGAGACGCAUCUAUCCAGCGGUCUGGAUGCUGGGGCGUAUAUGACCCCCGAGGAUACGGGAUGCAAUCCCUUGGCCUUUUCACUGGAGGCAGCUGCUCGUGUUAUCUCAAAUGAGCUGCCUUUCGCCUCGAUUCGCAUAAUCGAUCUCGCCCUUGACCUGAUCGACCAGCAGAUUUCAUCUCUAGAGGCAGAGUUGCGAACGGUUAGAGUAGGUCGCCAUAAAACAGUAGUUGCGUUUCGCUCAAAAGGCUGUUUCGCAAGGCGGGUAGUACCUCUUGAUGUAGAUCAGGAAGUGAAACGGAAUCAAAGGUCACUCCCUGCACGAGGAGGAAAGUACCAAGCAGAGCCAGACGCAAGCGGUUCGUUAGAUAACGUUAUUCUCCGACAGCAGUCCUUCUCCAAGUUGGAUACCGAUGAAAUUGGAAUUGAAGUUCAUGCGGCGGGUUUGAAUUUCAAGGACGUUAUGAAUGCAAUGGGCCUCCUGGGCAAUCGAGCAGCUUCGGGUGGUUUGACUGGCCGGAAUCUAGGCCUGGAGGUUUCCGGGCGAGUCAUAGAGGUCGGUCAGAAUGUGAGCGGCAUCCAGUGCGGCAAUUAUAUUAUGGCGCGAGUCUCCAAUGGCAUUGCAGGGUAUGCUGUUGGUAAGGAAGAUCUCGUUCUAUCAAUUCCUUCGUCUCUUUCUGUUGCUCAGGCCGCGUCCGUCCAGAUCACCUUUUUUACAGCGUACUACGGCCUCGUGUAUCUCGCGCGGCUCACGGCCGGAGAGACCGUUCUGAUCCAUUCAGUAGCUGAUGGCGUAGGUAGCGCAGCGAUCCAAAUUGCGAAACUCGUUGGGGCUCGUGUGUACGCAACGGCUGGAACACCUUCUCGACGAGCCGAGGUAGCUACCAUAGGAGCUGAAACAGUCUUCGAUUCUCGUUCUCUAUCGUUCCAUGAUGAGGUUAAGCGGGUUACAGACGGCCGGGGUAUUGAUGUCUUGCUGAAUUGUCUCGCCGGAGCUAUGUUCUCACAGUCAGUGGCGUACCUUGCCCGGUUCGGGCGGUUCUUAGAAAUUGGCAAAACAGACAUCUAUCGAAAUAUAAGGAUGGGCCUGGAGCAAUUCGGACAGAAUAGUUCCUUCUUUGCCAUAGACGUGGACCGGUUGGCGGGACAAAAGCCAGCUUUACACCGUCGGCUCAUAAGCGAGGUGUACAAGCUAUUCAAUAACGGUUAA
Messenger RNA from Aspergillus affinis, 3270 nucleotides. Its product is annotated as Acyl transferase/acyl hydrolase/lysophospholipase. The record is from RefSeq and is a predicted model, not a curated record. Gene Ontology annotation, biological process: fatty acid biosynthetic process. Gene Ontology annotation, molecular function: fatty acid synthase activity; oxidoreductase activity. NCBI's taxonomy places the organism in Eukaryota, Fungi, Ascomycota, Eurotiomycetes, Eurotiales, Aspergillaceae. The transcript has 2 exons. The coding region runs from base 1 to 3270 and encodes 1089 amino acids.